Mya arenaria is the source of this 4040-nucleotide messenger RNA. RefSeq names its product amine oxidase [flavin-containing] B-like. The record is from RefSeq and is a predicted model, not a curated record. Gene Ontology annotation, molecular function: oxidoreductase activity. NCBI's taxonomy places the organism in Eukaryota, Metazoa, Mollusca, Bivalvia, Myida, Myidae. Bases 71 to 1738 code for a protein of 555 amino acids. The transcript has 12 exons.
ACCAUAUUGGUAAAUGGCUACUGUAAGAUCCUUGCGGUGAUAUUUAUGAAUUAUUUUUUGCAUUUAUGCAAUGAAUCAAGCAGAUGAAAAUGUGGCAGAUACGGUUGUUAUUGGUGCGGGUUUAAGUGGACUGUGUGCAGCUAGACAAUUGGAGAGACAUGGUCACAAUGUGCUGGUGCUGGAAGCAAGGGAAAGAGUAGGAGGGAGAACCUACACAGUACAGGAUGAAGAGCAUGGUGCAGUGGAUCUCGGGGGUGCAUAUGUGGGCCCCACCCAGAACCGUGUAUACAGGCUUGCACGAGAACUUGACCUCUCUGUCUAUAAGGUCAACUAUAAACAGAAAUCUGUGAUGGACAUCAGGAAAUGCUGGGGAGAGUUCAUGGGCACUGUACCACCAUUUUGGAAUCCAAUCAAACUUCUAGACCUGAACAACUUCAUACGCACCUUUGAUGCCAUGGCUGAAGAGGUCCCUCUGGAAGCCCCAUGGAGUGCCCCUAAAGCCGAGAAAUGGGACCGCAUGACUGUGGCCCAGUUUGUAGACAAAAUCAUCUGGACCAGGUCAUGUAAAGAGUUAGCUGACAUUUUCUUCCGCUCAAUCCUGUGUGUGGAGAUGUAUGAGAUUUCCCUGCUGUUUGCCCUGUGGUAUGUGCGGAGUGGGGGAGGUGUACUCAGGAUCGGCUCAGUAACCAAUGGGGCCCAGGAGAGAAAAAUCAAGGGUGGCACUCAACAGAUCAGCCAAGGUCUUGCCAAGCUGCUGGAAAGGGAGGUAAAACUGUCAUGUCCUGUUGUGAAAGUCUCCCAUGGGGAAAAAGGUGCUUCUGUUAUGGACUCCCAUGGCAAUGUUUAUAAGUGUAAAUAUGUUAUAAGUGCAGUACCCGUGACCUUGCUCAACAGAAUGGAGUUUGAGCCUCCAUUACCAUCGAAAUACAUGCAGCUGAUACAGAGAAUGCCCAUGGGAUCGAUCAUUAAAACUGUGAUGUUUUACAAAAAGCCGUUCUGGAGAGAUAAAGGUCUGAAUGGUAGUGCAAUGUCAUCAGAGGGGGUGGUAGUGUACUGCCUGGAUGACACUAAGCCAGGUCAAGAACACCCGGCUAUCAUGGGCUUCAUUCUGGCUCGCCACGCCAGGGCUCUAGCCCAAGCUUCAAAAGAAGUCAGGAAGGAGAGUCUAUGUGCCUACUACGCGCGGGUGUUCGAUUGUGAAGAGUUUCUUCACCCUGUUGGAUACAUGGAGAAAAACUGGAUGGAGGACCAGUACUCGGGAGGAUGUUACUGUGCCGUGCUGCCCCCAGGGGUGCUCACUACAUACUCCAGUUGUCUUCAAGACAGAUGUGAUUGUUUGUACUUUGCUGGCACUGAGACAGCUACACAGUGGGCGGGGUAUAUGGAAGGGGCUGUGCAGGCUGGGGAAAGGGCUGCUAACCAGAUAUUAUACCACGAAGGUAAAGUGUCCAAGUAUGAGAUAGAUCCAGAUGAGCCUGAUUCCCGCGACUACCCAGCAGCACCGAUCCCUUUCAGCUACCUAGAGCACUAUUUGCCAAGCCCCGGGGCGGUGCUAAGAUUUGGCAUAUUUUCUGCACUGGGUUUCCUCUCGUUCAGUUUUUAUGUUUUCAUGUUCAGUUGGAAGGGGGCGAUGUUUUACAAAUGGUUCAAAUGGAGAUACGAUGUUGAUGAUAUGACGAUGAAAACAUUGUACAAAAAGAUGCAUGUACCCAGUAGAUUGCCCUUUUUGAAAAGAUAAGUUUUUUAAUACUUCUUAAAGCUGCACUCUCACAGAUUUACAAUUUUUGCAAAUUUUUUAAUUUUUGUCUUGGAAAGAGAAUUUUUUUGCAUAAUCUGCAAACCAAUGAUUAAAGACUACUGACAAAAGAUCAAAUCACAGAUGUUCAUAUUUCCAUUCGAAAAUUAAUGUUUUAUAGCUUAAACCUAUGGUUUAAGAAAAAUGCAUAAAACAUCAAUUUUCGAACUUAAAUAUAAAAAUCUGCGAUCUAGUGUUUUUUCAGCAGUCUUAUAUAACUGAUUUCCAUGGACUUUUGGACAAACAUUGGCUCGUUCCAAGACAAAAAAAUAAAAAAGUUGUCAAAACGCUAAAUCUGUGAGAGUGCAGCUUUAAUACUUGUGUAUUUAUGAGUUUUAACAAGUAUUUGUCUUUAAAUAAGUUAAGUCAUCGAUCAUUAGGAUGCUAAGAUGUAUUAGUGCCUUGUAGACAUAAACAUCGACCUUUUUAUGUUUAAUUUAUAUUGAUUUACCAUUUAGGCAUUGUAUUAUUUAUGCAUGGAUUAAGUUUUAACACCAAAAUGACACUACUAUUAUGAAAUUACAUAUCAAAGGGAGGUAAUAACACAAAGAUUUACUAUUAUCAUAUAUUUUAUUUUCUUGUUUCUUAAAUGACAUAAUGCCUAUAUUAAAUGAGCUGUCUGUUGUACUUUUAUCAUGAAACUUUACAAGUGCCAUGUUUUGUAUUAAUGAUGGACCUAUCUUUGAAGGUCCAAUAGUUGCUGUUUAAAUGUUUUCAAAUGUAAAAUAUCUCUGUUUGACUUGGGUGUUUUUAAAAAAACAUAUAAAUGUGAUAAUUUAUUACAUGAGAUUAAUUUUAUAAAAAAAAGUGUUAAAAAAAGAAGAAAAUAGGUAAAUAAUAUUGCGCCAGCAGCAGGAACCAGGGGCGGUAUUCAUAAAACUUCUUCAGUCAUUUCCAAACUUAAAUCAUUUCCCUUAUAAAUGUAUCUCUCUUUUUACAUGAUAUAAUAAGUUAAUUAUAUCUGAAAUACUUUCUUUUCAAUACAGCAGUCAUAGAAAUUUGACUUGGAUGAACAAGCCCAAAUUCUUAUACUAUUGCUAGGCAUCAAAUUUUUUAACAAGCCCUGCUAUAUAAAAUUCAGAAUUUGAGCAAGCCCGGAAGACAUUUUACCAUUGCAGGGCUUGCGCAAGGCUUGUGCUUAUUUCGACCACUGAAUACAUUUUCAAAAAUUCAUACUUACUUGGUUAAAAUUUCAAAACACAGAUACUAUUCUUUUAGUUUGACUACAGUAUAAAAGAAUUAUAAAAUAAAAUAAUAAAAAAAGAAUUAGGAAAUUUAUGAAUACCACCCCCAUCCUGCAGUUGGGAAUCCUAUCCCUGGUACCAUGGUUGACAUAUACUUUUCAUUUAAGUUUUAUGAAAGAUAUAAACACAAUUUACUAUUAUAGUGGAUUAAGUCAACAAUUCAUUGAAAGCAGGUGCAUUUAAAUAUUUAUGUUCUUGGGGUAAGUUGUAGUUGAACAGUUAUCUCUUUGUGUGAGUCUUUGCCAACAUGUUUUAGUCUCAGUCAGAAGGUAAAUAGGAUGUGUUUAAGAGGUCGGUCUUAUGCAACCAGGCCCCAAACAUCACAAAAAUACCCAAGUCAAAUCUCAAUCUCAACUUAUCUACCAAAUAAAAGAAUAGUAUAAUUCAAAAUCUUGCAUGUUUUUAUACUUUUUGAUAAUGAUUUUUUUCAUAGAUUGUUAUGAUAAGUAGAUUUUGUCAAAAUUUCAAAGAAAACUGAUUUUAGAGCAAAAAUAUACAUGAGUUAUUCUUAAUAAAACAAUGAACUGUACUCAAAUACAUUUUGCCUGUAGAAUAUUUUUCACUUUGAAUCUUGACCAAAGGCCUAAAUCAACAUAGUCUAUGAUAGAAUGCGCUUUUUAAAGGUGUAGAAACAUGUAUGAUUUUUGACAACUUUUUAUGCUAUGUGGUAAAAUGGGUUGAGACUGAGAUUUAGAUUUGACUUAAGACUUUUCGUCAUAUUAGGGCCAUUAAUUAAUUUUUUUAUAAUGGUGUUCCCGAAAUCAGGAAUAAGAGCUUUUAUUUUCAGACUUUUGUAAGUUUUUUUUGGCUCAGACAUUUGCAUCAAAAACAGUAGGACUACUUCCAUGAAUAUAAUAUGGCUUUGUAAACAGUUUCCGAAGGGGUUUAAGCCCCUUAACCUGCUUUGAGAAUGUAUCCCUCAGACUCAAAACAGAGCCCCUCCCUAAAUACCCCUAAUACCUCCUACAGCUGGUCUUUCAGGAUUGACAAUUAUCAGCUGU